AUGUCAUAACAUCAUUAACAUAGUUUACCCUAAAUAAGAUCAUUUAUGGUAGAGAGAAAUGCUUACUUAAUUGAUUUAACACAAAGAACCAUAAUUAAAAAAGGGAAUUAAUCAGUCAAAUUGAAAUUACCGAGUUUGAGUCAAAGAUAAUCAACUAUUACAAUUAGGUAUCCUCCUAAAAUUAAAUAAAAGAGGGACUCAUUAACAGAAAAUAUAAGAUAAAUACUUGUACAUCUAAAUAAAUAUAUUAGGAUUAUUAAUCUCCUUAAUUAACUUUGAAAAGAAUGUUAGACAAAAAAGUAAAAACAGUGAAAUUUCUUUGA
Molecule: messenger RNA, 323 nt
Organism: Paramecium primaurelia
Lineage: Eukaryota; Ciliophora; Oligohymenophorea; Peniculida; Parameciidae
Source: the annotation of a GenBank genome assembly